AUGCAAAGUUGGCAGGAGCUUAUUGAUGGACCAAGUUCGACUCAGUGUUUCGAUAGUGAAUAUCGUGAUAUCAUUUACAAGAGAACUCCUAAUUUUACUGAGAUUGCCACGAAAUUAGGGUUCAAAGUAAACGAGCAUGACGUCAUAAGUCAAGAUGGGUAUGUUUUAAAACUCUUCAAUAUACCGGGCAACACUAGCAGACCUGUUCUCCUGAUGCAUGGUAUUAUAGAUUCAUCUGAUACUUUUAUUAUAAGAGAAAACUCUUCUCUCGCAAUAGUCCUUGCUAACGCCGGCUAUGACGUGUGGCUUGGGAACGUCAGAGGCAAUAGAUACUCAAGAAGACAUGUGUUCCUGGAUCCUGAUAUAGAUAAGGAGUUUUGGGACUUUAGCUUCCACGAAUAUGGCUAUUAUGACCUCCCAGCCAUCAUCGACUUUGUGUUGGACAAAACUGGUGAAAAAUCCCUAAGUGCUAUAGGCCAUUCGUUGGGAAACACGAUAUUUUACGUCCUCGGAUCAAAACGAGAGGAAUAUAAUCAGAAGAUCAAAGUGAUAGUGGCGGUGUCACCGAUCAGCUAUUUGAGCAAUUUAAAAAAUUCUGUAGAAAAACUAAUGGAAGCAAUGCCAGCCAUAUCAAAUCUAUUCAUUCUUAUUGGUGAAGAAGAAUUCGCGGGUGAUGACACACCUAUCGUUCAAGGACUAAGACUUGUCUGUGGAUGUAAAAAAUAUUAUGAAUUGUGCGUUAAUGGUCUCUUCUUCCCGAUAGCUGGUAGGGAUCCCGAGGAACUGGAACCGAGCUUCUUCCAGACUGUCGUUGCUCAUUAUCCCACGGGAUCUUCAAGAAAGACUGCGCUGCACGUCUCACAGAUCGGCUUAAGGAAAACCUUCGCGGAAUUUGAUUACGAACAUAGGAAUUACGACGUGUACAAUUCAACGAUACCUCCAGAAUACGAUCUGAGUAAAGUUGUCAUGAAAGUUGUUCUAGUAGCUGGAAGGAAUGACGAGAUUUCUACAUUAGAUGACGUCCAUGUCCUUAGAAAGAGGUUGCCCAACACUGAUUAUAUUGUUGUUGGGAGAAAGAAGUUCAAUCACAUAGACGCUGUUUGGGGACGAAACAUGAAAAAGUAUUUAUUCCCCCAUAUAUUCCACUUUUUGAAAAAAUACGAAUGA
Messenger RNA from Danaus chrysippus (African queen), 1167 nucleotides. The record is from the annotation of a GenBank genome assembly. Lineage: Eukaryota; Metazoa; Arthropoda; Insecta; Lepidoptera; Nymphalidae.